AUGGUAGAAAAUAUAGAAUUAGCCACUCCCCCAGGCCCCAGUAAUUUGUCUUACGAAAAGUCACAGAAUGCUGGUCGUAAUACACAUUUAUCAUCAGGCUACCAAGCCAAUCCAGAGAGCACUCCAGCUGGCGAUCGAAGAAGGCUGCAAGACCUCAAGUCUGAAGUAGAAGGCCAGCAGGAGAUCGAAGUUCUGGAGCUUCCAGAGGGCGGGCGUCAGGCAUGGCUGGUUGUAUUUGGAUCUUUCAUGGGACUAAUUCCUGUUUUUGGAUUCAUUAACUCACUUGGUGCUAUCGAGUCUUACAUUUCCAAACACCAGUUGGUAAAUGAAUCGUCAUCGGUAGUAUCGUGGAUCUUUUCUAUCUACCUUUCUGUUGCCUUUCUGAGCUGCAUUUUUUCUGGUGGUUAUUUCGAUAGAAAUGGUGGACGGGAUCCCCUAUCUUUGGGCACAGUUAUGUUUACUGCUGCAAUUCUUGCGACUGCUAACUGUGAAACAAUUUGGCAGUUCGUUUUAGCGUUCUCCAUUCUUGGAGGGCUUUCCUCGGGUAUUUUAAUGACUCCAUUGGUAAGUUGUGUGGCGACAUGGUUCGUGAAGAAGAGAGCUAUUGCCACCAGUGUUGCAACAAUUGGUGGAUCAAUCGGGGGCGUUGUAUUUCCUUUGAUGCUUAGAGCAUUGUACACUAAAGUGGGGUUUAAAUGGGCCUUGCGGAUACUGGCAUUACUGUGUUUUUGCUGUCUUCUCUUUUCAAUCGCAUUUGCCAGAGAAAGGGAGCAACCUUUUAACGAACCAUUCAAGUCUAAAACGGAGGCUUUGCGGUGGUACUUGGCGUCAGCUUUGAAUUGGCGUUACUUCCUGGAUUGGAAGUUCCUCUUUGCGGCCUUAGGCAUGGGUUUCUCGGAGAACUCUUUGACGGCAUCUUCGACAUACCUCGCAUCCUAUUCGCUGGCACAAAAAAACUCAGAGCAAGUCUCAUACGCUUUGAUUGCCACUACAAAUGCUAUAGGAAUUUUGGGACGUUAUAUUCCUGGAUACUUGGCAGACAAGUACACUGGGAGAUUCAACAUGGCGAUCAUUACGGUAUUCAUGGCUGCCAUCUUCAACCUUUCAAUGUGGCUUCCGUUUGGUGGCAGUGUGAAAGUAAUGUGGGCAUAUUCUAUUCUCUAUGGUUUUAUGACUGGCUCAAUUCUUUCUCUCACACCUGUAUGCAUCGGCCAAAUUUCAAGAACCACAGAUUUUGGCAAGCGGUACGCCUCUGCUUACAUGCUGGAAGCCGUGAUGACGAUUCCGGUCAUACCCGUAGGGGGUGCAAUCAUCGGCUCGGGCUCCAUAACAGAAUACAACUAUUUCAUCAUUUACACAUCUAUUAUGAUGAUUGCAGGAGCAGUUUGCUUCUUUAUUUCUCGUAAUAUUUGCAUAGGAUUCAGAAUCUCUAGGUUUUAA
Molecule: messenger RNA, 1440 nt
Organism: Lachancea meyersii CBS 8951
Lineage: Eukaryota; Fungi; Ascomycota; Saccharomycetes; Saccharomycetales; Saccharomycetaceae
Source: the annotation of a GenBank genome assembly